Molecule: messenger RNA, 3315 nt
Organism: Symbiodinium sp. CCMP2456
Lineage: Eukaryota; Dinophyceae; Suessiales; Symbiodiniaceae
Source: the annotation of a GenBank genome assembly
AUGAGCCAAUUCAUGGAGUUGAACGUGCUGGAGGCACUUGGGCGGUUGGCGGAGGGCAUCUACCGCCUACGUGGAUACGCCGAACUCAACCACGCGGCAGUGUUCAAAAUACUGCGCAAGCACGACAAGAUCUUGAAGCGUGAAGAUGGCAUUACCUUGAAGUACCCGUUCAACAUCGAGAACACAAUUUUCGCGGACAUGGGCGCUUUUGAAGCCCUGGACGCCAGCGUUCGACAGGCCUUCCAAAAUCGCUCUGCAUCCGCAGAGCCCGGGAUCUCUCCCGAGGAGCUGUCGAAAUGCGAUGCUCAAUGGAUCGAGCAGCUCUUGGAGGAGCGUGCGGCCGAGAUCCUGUUUAACGGCGUGGAGAGGACGGAGCCGGCCUCCGAAGAUGGUUUGAUCUACUUAUACUUUCCUGCUCUGGAGAUCGGCCCCUACAGCACCCAGGUGCGCAUGACAGUCCGGAUCAGCCUCCUGCCGCAAAGGGCCGAGGUGCAGGUCUUGGAGAUCAACCCGGGUCUGCGGGACAAGAGAACUGGCAGCGUCGAGUACCAGAAGGCAGCCUGGUACUUGAUUUCAAAGGGCUCGAAGAAAAUGGUUCAGGGUGGCUGCCGGGACCAGAUCUGUCGACCUUCCACGGGUUUGCCGGGCAGCCCCCAUCCCUUGAACUGGGAGGACUUGGAUAAGCUGCUCGAGAUCGUGCUUCGUUGGCAAGAUGAUCCGCGUUCGGACGACCUGCGCAUAGUGCAGCAGGCCCUCCAGCGGUUCAAGUACUAUUUGCCUGGAUGGUUUCCGGUGCCAGAUUCGGUCACAGAAGCCGUUCUCAGGACCUUCAUCACCAGUGCGAUCAAAGCCGGCCAGGAUGAGGUCUUCAGGGCACUUCAGAAAGAAGCAGCUGUCGCGCUUUUGGCCGCCGGCCUUGGGAAGCGUUCUGCGACUACGGCCGGCCUCCAGGGCCCCGCCCUGCGAGCUGAACGGCUGCUCUUUUUCUUCAUUGGGUUGUCCUUGGCGCUUGUGCUGGCGAUAAUCGUGCUGAUGGCGUUGCCCGCCAAAGACCCCGCCACGUUCUCGCGGGACUAUUUCCUUUGCAGCUUUCCAGUGUUCAGAGUUUGCCUUAGUCUCGUCUUGGUGAUCGUUGGGAUGGCCACCGUGGCCCGCGUUUGUCCGGACAACUUCGUAAAUCAUUUUUUCAUCUUGACCAUCGACCCAAGAUGUCGAAUUAGUCCAAACUUCUUGUUCAGCUGGGCCAUGUUGCUAAGCUCAGCUUGGAUCCUCAUCUUCGGCAUGUAUGUCGUUGAUUACAAGUGGAUGGUCCUUCCUCUGUCGUGUGCAAUAUUGAGCCGGAAGCAAUGUGAGUUUCAGAUGGCACCCAGGCGACGGCGCUGGUGCUGCUGUUGCUGCUGCCAUUCGUCCACCGAGGCGGCUGCUGAGUCGUCAGAGGCCUCUUCCGAGGAAGAUGAUGACUUCUGGCAAGAGUAUGAGCGACGCGAGUUUGACUCGUUCGCGUUCCCCCCCGCAAAGCUGUGCCCAGCCUUGUGCUCUUCUACUCGGGCAACCAGCAGUUCCGGGGAUGAGGAAGACGGCCUUCCACGUCGCCGGUACUCGGCACAGAAGCACUGUUGGGACCAAGCUGAUGGUGCGGGAAUCAAGGUUCGGGGGCCGGAUUACUUGCGUGACAAGAGGAAAUGCCAGACUGAGAGCCCAAUGCUGGCUCUGAGUUUCGUGGACAUUUUCCGUGGCCGGGAUCUGGAAUGCUUCAGCUCCAGCCACAGAAGCCAGCCGCGAGAUAAGUCGACCUUCUUGCUCGUCCUGAAUUUCCGCCUGCCGGACUCGCAACUGGUGGCGUGCUGGUCGGUCCCGCAGGAUGCCGAGUGGUCGGACUCACGGCAGGGCAGACUCCUUCAGAGGUUCCUACAAGAGAUGAGUGCACCCGAGCGCGACAAGCGCCUGAAGCUCAUAGCACGAGUUCUCGAGGGCUCCUACAUGCUGAAGCAGGCAGUGGGCAGCAAGCCGGCCAUCAUCGCCAAUCAAUGCAGAAUCACGUACUUUGCGCAGAAGGACUUCUUGGAGGCUUCCGUAGACAUGGGGGACUCCUCCAUGGGCCGCCGCAUACGAGGUCUCUUUGACGAUGGCUCUUCAGCCCUGGAGCUGUUCGUUCUGCUGGAGGGGCUGCAGCCAGAAGAGCUGCCCGAGCGUCUGCUCGGUGGGCUGACGCUGUGUCACAUCGACAUGCGCAACGUUUGGUCGUCAUCGACCAGGCUGGAGCGUGCCUCCUGGCACUAUGUCCUCUAUCCCGUCGUUCUUGCAGGCAUUUCUUUCAUCCUCUUGGUGCAGCCUUCGUCCAUAUGCCGGUUUCGUUACAAGGCACAGAUCAUACGAGGUGUUGGCAGAACAUGCUUGGCUCCACUGUAUGCUGUGAGCUUCUGUGACAACAUGAUCGGUGAUGUGCUCACGAGUCUAGCGAAGCCGCUGCGGGACGUGCCGCCUGCAAUCUGUUACCUGAGCUCCCAUCAUCCACAGCUGCAGUCCUCGAUGGAGCGCUUCAUCCGGAACGGCAGCACCUGUCCAUCUUGGGAGGCCUCCUACGUGCAGCCACUCAUCGGAGGGGCUCCUUUCUGGUUCCGGCUGCUGCAGUGCGCGCGCCGAUACUACGACACAGGGCAGCGUCGCCACCUUUUGAACAUGGGCAAGUAUGCUGCAAGCCUGCUUGUGGUGGUGCUCAGCAGGCCGGGAUACCCGAAGUGGAUCGUCAUUCUGGCCUCGGCUGUCGCCACCUGUUAUGCUGCCAUCUGGGAUGUCACGAUGGAUUGGGGCCUUGGAGUCGAAGAAAUCUUCUUGGGCCGCUUAAAUGGGCACGGUGAUGGAGGGAUUCUCUCUCCCAGAGGCAGGCAUGAGAGCUAUGUGGGCGACUCCCCCCCGUCUUGGCAAGGGUCUGCUGUGGACCUCAACCUAAUGAGGCAAGCGCAGAACAGCCAGCCUUCGCGGCACUUUCCGCGAAGGGUUUAUUACGUUGCUAUCAUUAUGGACAUCCUCUUGCGGCUAACAUGGGUGCUGACCCUGAUGCCCGUGACAAUUCUUACCACCGACAUUGUUGCUCGUGAAAUACUGCAUUGCUUCAUGACGGUGGCAGAAAUUUUUCGUCGGACAUUCUGGGCCAUCCUUCGUAUCGAAUACGAGCAAGUGGCCAAUGCCAGUGGCUACCGCGCUCUUUUGUGGGUGCCGAUGAAAGUCGGGCAGCGCGCCGGCGAGACGGAGGUACGCACAGCAAGGGGUUGGAGGACUGGCAUAGCGCAGCGUCUGCUCAACUCGAGCGGAUAG